AUGCCCCGUUCCGCCAUUGUACAAGAGUACAACCCCACUCCCACGCUCUCGGUCGACCGCAAAUCCGCCCAGCAUCAACAUGAAGGCAUCAUCGCGCGGCCAUCGGGCUACCGGGUAUCAUGGCACGCAAACCCUGCGGUAGAACUGCAUCACUUCGGCCAGUCGCACCCAAUGAAGCCAUGGCGCCUCACACUCACCAAACAACUUGUGCUCGCCUACGGCAUGCAUCAUGCGAUGGACCUAUACCACUGUCGUGCCGCAACUGUUGAAGAGCUCAGCGACUUCCACACAUCCGAUUACCUGGACUUUUUGCAGACAGUGGUGCCAGGUGACAUGAAUGACGCGCAAGCGUCCAAGGAUUUCAGCGAAAACAUCGUCCGCUUCAAUUUUGGCGACGAUUGCCCCAUCUUCGACGGCCUAUUCCAAUACUGCUCGCUGUACGCGGGAGCCUCGCUCGACGCCGCCCGCAAGCUCUGCAACAAUCAGGCAGAUAUCGCAAUCAACUGGUCUGGCGGGCUGCAUCACGCCAAAAAGGCCGAGGCCAGCGGCUUCUGCUACGUAAAUGAUAUUGUGCUUGCGAUCCUGCAGCUCCUCCGCAUACACCCGCGCGUUAUGUACAUCGAUAUUGACGUCCAUCACGGCGACGGUGUUGAGCAAGCCUUCUGGUCUACCGACCGCGUCCUCACAGUUUCGUUUCAUAAAUAUGACAAGGAGAACUUUUUCCCGGGCACAGGGCCCUUAGAUAGUACAGGGCCAACACACCCGCUCAACCCAGGCGCUCAUCACGCAGUCAAUGUACCCCUCCACGACGGCAUCGACGACGAAUCUUAUGUCCAGCUCUUCAAGGACGUUGUAGGUGCCUGUGUCAGCAAGUUCCGACCGGCCGCUAUUGUCCUCCAGUGCGGCGCCGACUCGUUGGGCUGCGACAGACUUGGCUGCUUCAACUUGAAUGUGGCCGCACACGGCGCCUGCGUCGCGUACACAAAGACAUUCGGACUACCUAUGCUCGUCGUCGGCGGCGGCGGCUACACCCCGCGCAACGUCUCACGAGCCUGGGCGCACGAAACCUCCAUACUAAUCGACGCCCAAGACAAAAUCAACCCCGUUAUUCCGUCCAAUGUUGCAUUUCGGAACCAUUUCGGCCCGGACUUCUCGCUGUUUCCGCCGCUGUCGGAGAUGCGCAAGCUCGAAAACAAGAACUCGCGCGCUUACUUGGCGACAAUUGUGCAGACGAUCACGGAGCAGCUGAGGUAUUUGCAGGCGGCGCCGAGCGUGCAGAUGUCUGUGAUUCCGCCGGAUCUAUUAGGGCUCAGGGAGGAAACGGAGAAAGAAAUCGAGGAGGAGAUUGCGAAGUUGGAAGAGAAAAGGGAGGAGGCCGAAGGUGGGAAGAAUUCUCGGAGGAGAGAUGCGGAGAAGGGUGCUGGACUGCGGGGAGAGUUGUAUUCUUGA
Messenger RNA from Aspergillus nidulans FGSC A4, 1449 nucleotides. It is a transcript of the gene hosA, whose product is annotated as histone deacetylase HOS2. The record is from RefSeq and is a predicted model, not a curated record. Gene Ontology annotation, cellular component: cytoplasm; nucleus; heterochromatin. Gene Ontology annotation, biological process: regulation of DNA-templated transcription; regulation of gene expression; epigenetic regulation of gene expression. Gene Ontology annotation, molecular function: histone deacetylase activity; histone deacetylase activity, hydrolytic mechanism. NCBI's taxonomy places the organism in Eukaryota, Fungi, Ascomycota, Eurotiomycetes, Eurotiales, Aspergillaceae. The transcript has a single exon. The coding region runs from base 1 to 1449 and encodes 482 amino acids.